AUGAAGUUCUGCAUCAAGGCCUGUUUUGUGGUCUUGGUGGUUGCUGUGUACUGCGCUUCAGCUGAACCUGAACCAGAACCAGAACCAGGACAUGAAGAAAAGCAAGUGAUUGUCGUCAAGGACAAACAAGAGCAUCACCAUCAUCAUCACCAUCACCAUCAUCAUUCUCACGGUCACGAACACAAGCACGGUCACGAACAUAAGCAUGGUCAUGAGCAUAAGCAUGACCAUAACCACGGACACAAGCACUUGCAUGGACACAAGCAUGAGCACGGGCACAAACAUGAACAUGGCCACAAACACGAGCACGGACACAAACACGGUCAUCACCAUCAUCAUGGCCAUGAACACAAACACGGACACCAUCACAAACACGGACAUCAUCACAAACACGGACAUGAGCACAAGCAUGGUCAUCAUCACAAACACGGGCAUGAACACAAGCACGGACACGAUCACAAACAUGGUCACGAACACAAGCACGAACAUGGACACAAGCACGGUCACCACCAUCUCCACAAGCACGGUCAUGAACACGGGCAUAAGCACGGUCAUGAGCACGGACAUCACCACGGACACCACCACGCACACAAACAUGGCCACGAGCACGGACAUCACCAUGCUCACAAACACGGACAUGAACACGGACAUCAUCAUGGACACCACCACGGACAUAAACACGGCCACGAACAUGGACAUCAUCAUGCUCACAAACAUGGACACGAACACGGACAUCAUCACGGACAUCAUCAUGGCCACAAGCACGGACAUCAUCAUGGACAUCAUCACGGUCACAAGCACGGACACCACCAUGGUCACAAGCACGGACAUCACCACGGCCACAAACACGGACAUCACCACGGACACCACCACGGCCACAAGCACGGACACGAGCACGGUCACAAGCACGGACACCAUCACGGCCACAAGCAUGGCCACGAGCACGGACACCACCACGGUCACAAACAUGAAAUCCAUUUUAGUCACGGUGGCCAUCAUGGUCAUGGUUUGGAUCUUCAUGGAUAUGACUUGCACCGAUGA
Molecule: messenger RNA, 1041 nt
Organism: Stegodyphus dumicola
Lineage: Eukaryota; Metazoa; Arthropoda; Arachnida; Araneae; Eresidae
Source: RefSeq, a predicted model, not a curated record